This is a messenger RNA of Engraulis encrasicolus (European anchovy), 1253 nucleotides long. RefSeq names its product hyaluronan and proteoglycan link protein 2 (gene hapln2). NCBI's taxonomy places the organism in Eukaryota, Metazoa, Chordata, Actinopteri, Clupeiformes, Engraulidae. Gene Ontology annotation, biological process: glial cell differentiation; positive regulation of neuroblast proliferation; central nervous system development. Gene Ontology annotation, cellular component: synapse; perineuronal net. The record is from RefSeq and is a predicted model, not a curated record. Gene Ontology annotation, molecular function: hyaluronic acid binding. The coding region runs from base 213 to 1229 and encodes 338 amino acids. The transcript is spliced from 6 exons.
AGAGAAACCAAAGAGACCACAGACUGGAGGAAAUAGAGAUAGAAAUAGUUCAGAGCCGCAUUUCUGAUCGGAAAGUGAACAAAAUCUGUCAGAAGCCCCAUAUCUUGGACUGGUACUAUGUUUGGAUAACGGAGGGAGGAAUUUAUUUUUUUUCCCACCAAAACUGCCACUCAUCCUCUGAACCAGAGGGAGGGUGUGUACGCAUUGUCAGCAUGGACUGGGCAGCCAUCCUGGUGUUGAGUAUCAGUUGUUUCACAGCAAAUUCGGUGUCCCUCUCUCAUAUUGAUGACUCAGGCGAAAAAAAGCUGCACUACCUGGUGGAACCACCGGUGUACGCCGAGGUCUCUGCCCCGCGUGGAGGCAACGUCACACUGCCGUGCGUGAUGCACACCAAGCCCCCACACUACAGGAUUAAAUGGGUCAAGCUGGAGCCUCACCACCAGGGCGUGGAGAACAUUGUGCUCAUCACCAACGGUCAUGCCCUUAAACACUAUGGUGCCCUGGGGCCCAGGGCUUCAUUGAGGGACGCCCAUCCUCUGGAUGCCUCCCUACGCAUCAGCAACCUGGAGCUGGGGGACGGGGGCGAGUACCGCUGUGAGCUCAUCAAUGGCAUUGAGGACGAGAAGGUGGAGAUCACGCUGAGUAUUGAUGGAAUUGUGUUUCCAUACGGCAGGCACGGUCGCUACAAGAUGAACUUUGCCCAAGCCAAGGCUGCAUGUGCAGAGCAGGACGCUAUCAUGGCAACAUACAAGCAACUUUUCAAAGCUUGGACUGAUGGGCUGGACUGGUGCAAUGCUGGCUGGCUGAAUGACGGGACCGUUCAUUAUCCGAUCCUUCAUCCUCGUGCAGCCUGCGGAGGUGACCUCCUGCCCGGCAUCCGGAGCUAUGGCCCCCGGCACAGGAUCAAAGACCAUUUCGACACAUUCUGCUUCACGUCUGCCACGUCAGGAACGGUAUUUUACCUGGGUGGCUCUUUCAACUUUGCUGAGGCCGAGCAGGCGUGUCGCGUUGACGGUGGCGGGGAACUUGCGCGGGUCGGACAGCUGUAUGCGGCGUGGCGCUACCAGGACCUGGAUCAGUGCAACGGUGGCUGGCUGCAGGACGGCAGUGUGAGGUUUCCCAUCGUCACCCCUAGGAAGCACUGUGGAGGCCUGCCCGAAGCCGGCGUCCGCAGCCUGGGAUUCCCAAAAAAGACUCACCGACUCUACGGUGCCUACUGCUACAGAUGACACUUGGCAGUCAGUCAGCUGACU